Messenger RNA from Leptinotarsa decemlineata (Colorado potato beetle), 1053 nucleotides. Its product is annotated as betaine-homocysteine S-methyltransferase. Gene Ontology annotation, molecular function: zinc ion binding; S-adenosylmethionine-homocysteine S-methyltransferase activity. Gene Ontology annotation, biological process: S-methylmethionine cycle. The record is from RefSeq and is a predicted model, not a curated record. Lineage: Eukaryota; Metazoa; Arthropoda; Insecta; Coleoptera; Chrysomelidae.
GCUUAGGAGUACGCGUACGAUUACCCCGUUUAUUAAUCCCUCCAUAUAGUAAGAUGGAAGAAACCACAAAGUUUUUCCUCAAUUCCUUCAAAAAAAAACAACAGCAGCAUCAAUUUACGAACAAGUGAUUAUUUCAAUAAUGUCAAGUGAACCCAAAAGUGAACAGUGUUUUAGUAGAUAGUGCGAUGUGAGUAUCACUUUCCGCGUUUGCUUUGGAUUUGUUGACGAUCAGUUAGUGAUUGGAAAUAUUCUGAGACCACUCCUUUGUAUUGAGAAAGCAUCAGUGUUGCGGAAAAAUUAUUUUAGAACAAUUGAAGUAAAACAAUGGCACCCCCGGGUAUUGGUAGUUCAGUGGAAAAUCGUUCCGAGGCAGCAGUCAAAGAAAAGAACACUCCUGGACGUAACAAGGAUAUCGUCAUACUGGAUGGCGGUUUUGCUACACAAUUAAGUUGCCACGUACAACAACCGAUAGACGGUGAUGUUUUGUGGAGCGCCAGAUUUCUAGCCACCGAUCAAGAAGCCAUCAUCGAUAGUCAUCUAGAUUUCCUUAGAGCUGGUGCAGAGGUCAUAAUAACGAAUACUUAUCAAGCUGACGUACAGUUAUUCAUGAAACACUUAAACAUGACUGAGGGUGAUGCUUACAAUCUCAUAAAACAAGCUGUUCAAUUAGCACAAACAGCAGUUGAGAGGUUUUUGGAAGAAUAUCCAACAGCACGUAAACCAAUCAUAGCAGGCUCUGUCGGUCCAUACGGCGCAUCUCUCCAUGAUGGUUCAGAAUAUACUGGCACCUACGCCAAAUAUACGACAUGUGAUACCAUGAGAAAAUGGCAUAUACCCAGAAUGAAAGCACUCAUCGAAGGAGGCUGUGAUCUUCUUGCCAUUGAGACGAUUCCGUGCAAAGUUGAGGCGGAAAUGUUGAUGAAUUUAUUGAAAGAAGAGUUUCCUCAAGUGAGAGCAUGGUUAUCUUUCAGUGUUCGAGUAAGUGUAGUGGUGAAAAAAAUCACAUUAAAUUGAAUUUCAACCAAUUCUCAUUGAUAUUUCAAUGGCUCAAUA